Messenger RNA from Kockovaella imperatae, 2988 nucleotides. RefSeq lists its product as hypothetical. The record is from RefSeq and is a predicted model, not a curated record. Lineage: Eukaryota; Fungi; Basidiomycota; Tremellomycetes; Tremellales; Cuniculitremaceae. The transcript is spliced from 3 exons. Bases 1 to 2988 code for a protein of 995 amino acids.
AUGUGUGAGACGUCGCCGAUAACGAGAAUUUACUCGCAGUCUACUGCAAAGAUUUCUACAACAUAUCUCACCUCGGCACUUGUCGUAAUCCCCGGUACAAAAACAGUUGCAACAUUCACUACCUCAGCAUGUCUCGCUCCUUCGGAUGGAUCUCGCGCCAGCGCAUGGACUUCGUCUUUAACAGCAGGCACAAAUACAACAUGGUCCAGUCUCCUGCCGAGGUCCACUUCGGUGGCAUUACCUAGGCAAACUACGUCUGGUACGACGCAAGGAUCGAGCAACUCAAGUGGCAGCUUGGGAGGAGUGGAGUCCUCUUCGUCUUCACGACCAUCGACAUCCUCCUUGUGGAGCGUUCUGCUGGAUGACAGGGAUACUGAGUCUAAUAUCACUAGCUCUCAGGGUUCAUUCAGGAGGAGCAUCCGCGAGAAUCCUCGGAGCGCCAACACCUCACCGUCUCGACCGUCUUUCGCAUCCCCGAGUCCGACAGGGCAUCAUGCGUCAAUCUACCACGGCCCGGAAACUGCCAACCGGGCUAACGUCGCCCAUAUAUCCACGGACCACUACACGAACUCUGUAUUUCAAGACAACCAAGGGCCUCCCAAUUUCAAGCGACACAAUUACCUACUAGACUUGCUCGGACAUGGUGAUUCCUCGGAACACUCGGACAGUUCUGACCACUCGGACUCGAGCAACUUGGAUCUUUCUGACAAUUCGGAUAGGAAUGAAGAUGACGGCGCUUGUACAUCGUGGACGACCAUAACGACGUAUUCUACCGGUUCGGGAGAGCCGACCUCCACAUUUUCGACCUAUACAGUGAUGACGACCACUGACGUUGUCACCAGUGUCCUCGUAUCGACCGUGUACGCUUCUUGCUCCGCGUCUCCAACAGGUAUGAGUCAGCCGAGUUCGAACAAAUGGACCGGACCCAAUGCGGGAUCCGUUGGCCUUCAGACAACUAUGCAAGCCUCUAUGAAGCCAUCACUAGCUGCUGCAAGUCCAACGCUUUCUGCGUCUGACACGUGGUGGGAGACAUCUCAGGCAGCAUCAUCGAGCUCUACAGAGAGUAAGCCAGAAGCUAUUUGGUCUUUCGUGGCACCCUCUGACUGGAGUGUUUCAGCGGUGUUGAGGAGCUCUGAAGGUGGAAAUGCAGAAGUGGCAGAGGUGACGUCUUCCCAUGACUGGGAUGCUGCAUCGUCAUCAUCAAAGGAAGAGGCCAGUUUGUCUUUUCCAUUGGUCGACUCAGCUUCAAGCCAGUCGAGUUCGACUCAGACCAAGAUCUUGGGUCUUCAAACGUCAAGCAUUGAAAACACCUGGACCCGCCUUCCGACUCCAUUGUCCGUGACGAUAUCUGCAUCUUCAGUUGCCGGAUUGGAAGAGCAUCCUGCGGAGCAGGGUAAUGCCACCUCAUCAAAAGCUGUAUCUGCCGGCGCUGCAGUCGGAGGUGUGGUCGGACUGCUGCUGGCGAUCGCUGCGAUACUGGCAUUCAUCCGAUGGUGGCUGCAGCGAAAGCGGAUAAAGAGAACAAGGAUGAUGCGGAGUAGUUGGUUCUACGGAGGGGACGUAAGGGAGGAAGAGAGGUACGACGAUGAUGAGAAUGAAGUGCGGACAGAGCAGAAGCACCGAUCGGCUGGACCUCAAUCCCGCUUCUCUACCACCUCUUCCAGUGCUCAUCGAGACUCUCGGAUGCCGAGCUAUCGACCCAGUAUAGUACCUUCGUUUCUGACUCUCGGGACUGCUUUUCGCCAUUCUAGCCAUCGCUUUCCAUCCAUGUUGCCGACGACUGGAAGACACUCUGGACGGUUCCCAACGAUGAGACAAGAUUUCAGAAAAUCAAUCAGUGGCAUGGCUGGUCCCGGGAGACGUCGUCAGUCCGAAUGGAGAUACACAGAUGAGAUUGAAACGUCGCCGCCUGGCCUGCCUCCUUUGCCCGUGAAGACUCCGCAAGACGCUCUGGCUUCUCGAGAUGAUCCUUUUGCGGAUCACCUCAACAUAAAGGAACUACCUCCUGUUCCGCCUCUGCCCUCAAGCUAUGAGGCAGGACCUCGAGCAUUGCUUUCUGAUUCCGUUGUACCUGCUUCAGCGGGAUACACUGCUUCCGGGUGGACUGCCGCGGCGCCACCUUCCGGACUUGAUCCAGCCCCUCGCCCAACUCUGACUUGGGGUCAUUCAUACGCUUCGCCAUUCAUUCCUCCAUCGUCACUCUCCAGCCAAAGCGAAGAAGCAUCACGACAGUCCAGUAAGGCUCAGACAGAGAUACUGUCAUCCGCCGCGUUGCCCUCUCCCAUUGGCCAUGCGGGAUCUCCCGAUAGCGAAGCUGAAGAAUCGGGUUCGAAUCGAGGUCAAAGUCAUUACUCCAAUCUAGGAACUGUCCAAUCAAUCUACUCUCAAGCAGAGAGCUUUUACCUCGCCGACUUGCCCGAGGAGAUCGGCCGAGCGAUCACUGCUCCAGGUCGAACUUCCAUCGAAGUUCAAGGUAUGGGCGGCGUAUCCUAUAGAGGUUCAAUACCCUUCCCUGAACCUCGUGUACAUCUCACAUCGAACCCAUCCUCGAUACCUUCAAACCAACUUGGUCGGACACUCACUGUUAUCUCACAAACACCUUCGUCCUCCGCUUCGGAGCAGCACGCCUCGAUCCAGCCACAAACGCAAUUGGGGGACGAUGGUCGACGCGAAAGGGAUAACAGCGUCUUUGAAUUCUCAAGUAUGGCCGGCGGAAGCGAGAUAGGUGCUAGACAGACUCAAUACACUCAUCGGACUAGUCGUAGUGCUGCCGAUACAGAAGUCACGGGCAAUUGGUACGACAAAUCACUCUGGGAUGAAGGAACCUCAGGCAGGGUUCCUGCCUCGAGAGUCCCCAUCGGUGGCGUCUCAGACAAGGGCAAAGGGCGUCAUACCGAUGAGAGAAAGAGCCGAGGGAAGAGUGUGAGGUGGGGAGACGAAGAGGAAGAACCUCUUCCUAGGGUAUUUGAGCUGGCAAGGGCACUGUGA